AUGUCGACCCUUGCUUCCUUCUUUUUGCUCCUUGUCCUCAGCCUGGUCACGACCUGCUCCGCCAUGCCUGGUGCCUCUAACUCUACUGGCUUGAACAACUACACCAUGUCCCUUGGUCAACUCUCAGCGCAACAAGCUCUCUGCAGCUGUGACGACACUCCAUGCCCAGAGAAGAACACCGUCUGCAUGAACGGAGCUUGCACCUGCAUCCACCAUGAAGGCUGCCGCGCCAAUUCUGACUGCAAUCAAUACCAUGUCCAUUGCCCCAAGGGCCAGUCCAUGAUGUGCCAGCAGAUGGACCCCUUUUGGCGGAAUAACGUUUGCAUCUGCGUGAAGAAGCCAGAGGGAGAAUGUAACUGUGAUCAUACAGCUUGUGACUGGGGUCAGACCAAGUGCGACGAUGACGGGAAAUGCCACUGCCACCCCAUUACAGGCUGCGCGCCCGCCAUUGCCCAGAACAAACGAGUUGACUGCAGGAAAGUGUUGACGCACUGCCCGUAUGCCACGACGCCCUAUUGCACGCUAGAUAAUGAGGUCGAAUUUCCGGAUGGUCAGUGUAUCUGCCAACCGACGAUGUGCGAUUGCUCGAGGGUGUCGUGUCCUGACGAUGGGUAUUUGCAGUGUAAAGAGCCCGGGAAAUGUAAAUGUUGGACUUGAAGAAGAAGGACUGUCAUGUUCUGGUGCAGUUACUACACUAUCAAAACUCGGCGGAGGUUUAACAGGGACCAGAUAAUGUCGCAUCUUAGUGGGAUGGAGGGGCAGCCCGCACUGGCCACCUCUUGCCAUGUCUUUGGUUCCAUCCGUUCGCUCGUGUGGAUGUUCCACUCUUCCAAAUACAACAACAAUCGAUGUGAAUC
Molecule: messenger RNA, 857 nt
Organism: Neurospora crassa OR74A
Lineage: Eukaryota; Fungi; Ascomycota; Sordariomycetes; Sordariales; Sordariaceae
Exons: 3
Coding region: 1-657 (218 amino acids)
Source: RefSeq, a predicted model, not a curated record